CCUAAUUCCAAGCCUGUUUCAGUAUUUGCUAUAUAAGCAUCUUUUCCAUGCAACCUGAACAGAAGAUCUCUUCUACAAGCAUUCAUGAUGGUAUCACUGCGAUUUGCCACAAUAUUACUGUUAGCUCUGUUGGCAGUAUCGGUGACAGCGUCUGAUUGGUGGGACAAUGACUGGGAUGGCCCAUGGCAUCAUUAUCAUCAUCAUCAUCAUCAUCAUGGACACUUCCCGUGGUAUCAUCACUUCCACCAUCAUCAUGGCGGUCAUCAUUCGUUGGAUCACAGAGGAUGGAAAUGGGAUUGAUGUGGCAUAAAAUUCAAGCUGUAUUAUUAACAACUAUUUUAUUUAAACCCAUACCAUUUUCUGAAAAGGAAAAUUGUUCUUG
This is a messenger RNA of Loa loa (African eye worm), 382 nucleotides long. RefSeq lists its product as hypothetical. Lineage: Eukaryota; Metazoa; Nematoda; Chromadorea; Rhabditida; Onchocercidae. The record is from RefSeq and is a predicted model, not a curated record. Bases 85 to 300 code for a protein of 71 amino acids. The transcript has 2 exons.